Molecule: messenger RNA, 8795 nt
Organism: Wasmannia auropunctata (little fire ant)
Lineage: Eukaryota; Metazoa; Arthropoda; Insecta; Hymenoptera; Formicidae
Source: RefSeq, a predicted model, not a curated record
CAAUUUGGACAAUAUGUCUACUGUGUCUCUUAUAUCAGUUUCGUUUGACUACAUUUAACUUCUAUGAAAAUAGGAGCCGAACGAACAAGAUACAUUUAUGCGACGAUCGUAUAUUCGUAUUUUAAAUCGCAAAGUGGAUUGAUAUCGAUAUAUGGCUAUAGCAUGCGUUUCAAUAGUUUAAAUUGCAAAUUACGGUAACUAAAAUUUCGAUAAACAUCAAAUCUAUUAAUGGCAGAAGAAGAAAGGAUACCAUCUUUGCCAGAAAAAGAUGGAACCGAUACUUCUCAAUCAAAAGAUACUUAUACUCCGGAAGAGCCAACUUCGGAUAUCUCGAUUUCCUUGUUGGAUAUACAAAUGCCAGAAACACCAGACAGCACCAAAGGCCAGGCAAGCGAUGGUGAUACAUCAAGAUUGGAGAGUCCAAAGACAGUGAAACCAGUGCUUGGAAAAAUUCAAGCCAAAAAACGAUUAAUGGCAUUUGCUAAUCAAUUCAAAGCACUAUCUAAAUCCCAGGUUAAGCCAAACUUGUCUCAGCAUUCCACUGGAGCUUUAAAGACAAAAGAUAAAACUCAGGAUGAUAUAAAUAUAAAUAAAUCAAGAAAAAAGACAGAGGAAAAAAUUCUGGCUAUUGAAGAAAUUCGAAGGGAGGAAUCUAAAAGUAAAAUGUUACUCGCAGAAGCUAUGGCAGCAGCAAGUAUGGAAGAUGAAAAUCAUACUGGCAAGAAUACAUCUGGUUUACUUGAAAGUACAAGACAUACGAAAGAAAAAAAUAAACAUGAGGGAAUGAGCAAUGAUCGUAAAAAUAGAUCAUUGGACCGAAAAUAUUCAGAAAGGUAUCGACAUCGUGACAAAAUUGAUAAAGAUAGUUCAAAUCAGGAUGUUAAAGAUCGAAAUGGAAGUAUAGAACGUUUUACACAAAAAUCUCAGGAUAGAGAAAAGCAUAAGAAAGAUAAGAAAAAGAAAAAUGAUAAAAAUAAACGAGACAAUAGUAAAACAGAUACAAAUCGUAACAAGAAAGAAGGAAAGGAUAAAAAAGAAAACGAAAAAGAAAAACGAGACAAAAGAGAGAAUCGAAACAAAGAAUAAAAAGAAAAUGUAAAAGAAAAACGAAAUGAUGUAUCAGAAACUGAAAUAGAAGGCAAAGCUAAGAAAGAAAAAGACAAAUGGAAAGAAAAGGUAUUAUUGAAAAGUAACUCGUGGGCGGAAGUACGAAAAUCUGGCUUAACUAUUAACGAUAUUAUUCAUCUUAGAAAACGUGAUAAUUCAGAACGAUCUGUAAAAAUCAGAACAACGCAAGAUUAUACACGUUAUUUUGAACAGAUGUUAAUGUUAAGUAAUCACCGUAUAAAACGUCAAGCAUUGAUAGCUGACGGACUUGAUGGACCUAAAAAGUAUCCACCUGAAUCGAUUAAGUUGACGAAACGUGCAAAGGGACAUCAGUUAUUAUAUUGUGAAAAUCCACGCAUUUCUCUUUUGUUAGGCGUUUCGCAACUUCUGCAAGUCGUCACUCCUGAACGUCGCGAAAAGAUACGAGACAUAUGCGAGGCAUCCUUACCACGGAUCGAUGCAGAAGAUACAGUGCAAGAGAAACGUAAUUGGUAUCAACAAAUAAAUACGACUAAGCGUGAAAAAGAUACCAAGUGGCAGAUGACCAUACAGCUUCCUAAGUCAAAAUGGGAUAGUGAAGAUGAGGAAAUGUCGUCUGUCAAUGUAACGAAAGAAGAAACUGAAAAACCAGUAAACAAACUGCAUGUUUCCGUAAAUCAACAAGACAGAUGUUCCACAACUUCUAGUGUAGCGGAUGAUGACAAAAUUGAUAACGUCGAGGAUGUCAAGGAAAAUACAUCUAGUGAAAAGACCGAAAAUAUAAUGACAAAUGAUGAAGCUUCAACAUCUUCUUUACUACAGCCAGCUGGAAAUGAAAAGUUAGCUUCAGAAUAUGAACAAUUUAUGAAGAUGGUAUGCACUACAACUGACGUGUCUAAAGAAUAUUCUCCAAAGAAAAACCCUGUUAAAUCUACUUCUCCACAUAGUUAUCAUGAAUUUAAUAUAGAAUCUAAUUUGGCUGAAGAUAACACGAACAUAGAAAUACCACUAAACGAAAAAUUUGAAGAAAAAGAUAAACAAGCUACGGAUGGGUCGAUAAAGAGUAUAGAAUGCGAGGAGUCUACUCUGUCAACAGACUGUCAAAUACAAGCCAAUGAAAGUAAUAUGCCAAUUAAACGUACAAACGAAAAUGACGCAUCUGAGGAUUCGAAGUCAAUCCCAAGUGAUUGGGAAAACGUUAGAAUCAAAGUUGAACGAUUGAGUGAUGAGAAUACUGAAUCAAGAGAAGCGAAGAAAAAGAAAAAAAAGAAAAUCAUAUCCAGCAGUGAUUCAUCUAGCAGUACCACCUCUUCGGAUUCAGAAAAGGAAAAAAAAAAGAAGAAACGCAAACGGAAGGUAGUAAGCAAUUCAUCUUCUUCCGAUUCUGAGAGUACGGAUAGUAGUAGUAGUAGUAGUAGCGACUCCAGUAGUUCGGAAGAAAGAAAGAAAAGAAAGCGGAAGAAAAAGAAAGUUGGGAAGAAAAGAAAAAAGGCAAAGCGCAUUGCGCGAAUAAAAAAGAAGCGAAAGAAGAGGAUGAGCACCGAUUCCAAUAGCAGUGAUUCAGAUGAACAUACAAAGAAGAAAAAGAAGAUCAAGAAGAAGACAGUGGAAGCAAAAUCUAUUAAUAAUGGAGAUUUAAGCAAAAUAAUAUCGAAAUCUCCUGUAAUAGCUUCACCUUCAGAUGGGACAAAGAUAUUGCAGUCAGUGACUCCAGCAAGGAAGAUUAAAGAAGAAACAGCAAGUGGAGACAGAAAGAGAUCCGAUCAAGUUAUAUCAACGACAAAAACUAUCGCUGAUAUACAUGACAAUGACCGCUUAAAACAGAAAAAGAAAAGAAAAGGAAGUAAGACUGACGAAAGUUUUUUGGAGCAAUGGGAAAUGGAUUCUGCGAUGACACUGCAACAAAAAGAUGACGAAAGUUCAAGUCAAGAUACUGGAGAAUUAGAAAAGAUGGAUGAUUUAGAAAAAGGUAAAAAUCGAAGGAAAAGAAAGCAUAGUCGAGAUAAUGUUGAGCAGGACAAAGAUAAAUCAUCUAAAGUUAAUGAAGAAAGGAUUCAUGAGGGAAAAGCAAACUCAGAUGAAGAAAUUGAAGCAAAAAAGAAGAAAAAAAGAGACAAAGAUAUUAAAAAUAGUACUGAGUUCCUUGCAAACUGGGAAAGAGAGAGUGAACGUAUUACUCAACAAAUACAAAACGAUGCUAAGUAUUUGAAGAAAUUGGGAAAGCAGAAGCAGGAGAAAUGGGGAGAAACUGAUUUUGACACAUUAAACGUGCCAUCUUUGACACAACUCGAAAAAGAGGUACAUCAAAAGCACCUUCUAGCGGAUGAGUGGGAAGUGGAUAGUUUGGAAGCGGGAUCGGAUCUAAUUACGAGUAAACGAAAAAGCAAUCAGGGUUCAUCGAAAAAAAUAGAGAAAGAAGUUAGGUAUGAUAAAACAACAGACACCUAUAUUGCAGUAGAAAAGGAAAGUUUGAGAGAAAUGAAAAAGAAGCAGGAACGUUUGUGUGCAAUAAGAAUAUGGGAGGAGGAGCAAGAAGAAGGUGAGAGAGAAGAGAUGAUGCUCUUGAAACAAAAGAGCAAGCAUAAAACGGAUGAUUGGGAUAUAGAAGAGGAAUCUCUUUUUCGCAAGACUACCGAAGAAAUGGAAGUGUGUAAGGUGAACGAUAUUAUCGCGAUAGAGAAAGAAUGGACUAAAACGAAUGAAAAAAAAGAUAUCAAAGAAGAUGCGAGUAAAUUAACUAACAAGCCAAGUAAACGAGUUAAAAAAAGUCGUUGGGAUAUGGGCUCUCAGUCUGAAGAAAAGUCGGAAGCUAAAGAUAUAUGGGAGGAAGAAUAUGCUGAAUGGUCCAAGACUAACAAGUGUGAGCAAGAAUUUGAAAACACAAAGAAAGAAGAACUUUGCCCUACAGAUUAUUCGGAGAGUUCUAGUAAAUCCGAUCUGAUGGAUUUCUAUCAUAGAAAACCACAGAGUAGAGAAUCAUUAGAGAGAACAUGGACAUCGGAAGAAAUGGCAAUCAGACCUGUGCAAGCAACGAAAGAUGUACCAAUGAAACAUUUAAUUCCUGCGAAAACAAAUGAAGAACUUGCAUCCGUUAAGGAACAUCAGACUACAGAUCAAUUUAAACAAAUUUCGGAAUCGGAUGUAAAAUUCAGUGAGAAGACCGUGGAACUAUACAGUCCCAGUUCUCCGGCACUUUCUCAAAAGUCUCAAGAUGUAGAAGUGUCUAAUGAGAGCAGUUCUUGUAAUUCUCUACUCCGUGAGAAAAGAAAGAAAGAAAUGUUAAUUACGAUAGACGAGCUAUCGAGUCCCAUGUCUGGGAUACCUUUACAAUUAACAAAGUUACGUGAUACUAAACAUGCCAGUGAAAAGGUGGAGAAUAUUUUGAACAAAGUACAGCUGGAGGACAAAGAUUCCGUUCAUAACUUUGACAUUAAAACCGCUGAUAAUUUGUUCGACGACAUUUCAAUAACUGAACCGUGCCCAAAGUUACAUACCUCAGGACGUAUGGAUAUUUUUGCGGAGUACGGAUCAGAGAAAUCGUGUGAUAAACAGCAUGCUGCAGGUUUCAAUGUAGGCUCGGCAACGCAUACGAAAGACGAUGAAGCGAAUGAAGUAAAGAACGCACUUAAACUUAUUCCCAAGCAGCUCUUGAUUCGUCGUACUAACGAACAAGCGAAACCGAAACGUAUUUUGGAAGCGCCAUUACAGGAUCCCGCUGAGCAUGCAGCAGCCCUAUUGACAAUACAGAAGAAGUUGUUAGAGUCACACGCGUUGAAAAAUGAUAUCAAAGAGUAUCCAAACGAGGCGCAAGCUGAUCAUUUUGACCAGAAAUGCGGUAGUAGAGACGUAGCAGCGAGCAACAGCAGAACCGACAAUUCAUUAGACACAACGGAAUUUUCUGUGGUUUCCAAAUCGUCAGUAGUAGCGAUACGACAAUCGAGAUCCCCGGCAUCGGAGAAGGCGGUCUCCGUUCGAUCUGAGCAGUCUGAGAACUAUGACAGAGAAAGCAAGAACGACGACGCGAAGAAAUACAAGACUAAUCGAAAUCCAAGCGAUACUAAUGUCCCGAACGUACGAUCUCCCGUGCGGGAGCAGAGGAAGAAAAGUCCCGGCAAGAAAGAAAGUGAGAAACGAUAUUCGCAUGAUAAGGAUAAGAAGGAAAGAAAAUCUGACGAUGCGGAGAAAUCCGAAAGAAGGGAUAGCAGAAGUUCCAAAGCGGACUUUGCAGAUAGGAGAAGAUCGAGUCCUUCAGGACGAGGAAGAAGGAGGAGAAGCAGAAGUCCAUAUGUCUCAUGGGAACGACAAGGAAGCGGGAGUAGAAGUCCUGGCCACAGCUGGAGCAGAAGUCGUAGUAAAAGUCCAAAGAGGAAGGACGAAGCUACUACCAGUACGCGAGACAGAGAUAAGAAAAGAGAGAGAUAUGACGAUGAACGAUCAAGUAGAUCGAGGACAGAUGAGAGAAAAGAGAGAUAUACGCGAUCUCCACCGCGAUUCGGUUACAACGAGGAUAACUUUAAAAAGCACAGUAUCGCAUCUUCUAAGAGCAAUCGUGAUGAUUGGGGUAGAAGAAGACAUGACAAUAUGGAUAGAGAACACGAGAAAGAUACUAGAUCGUAUGAUCCAAUGGAAAUUUUGAGGGAAAGAACAGGGGAAUCUGAAAAAUACAGAGAUAAUAGAUUUCACACAGAAGAAUUGGAUCAUACAUUGUGGCAAUAUGAAAGCAGUACUAUUUUACGAGAUGGUAACGAAUCCAUGGAUUCGUACACCGCCGGACAAGAUUUGCCUCUUGAAUAUGACGAUCGAUCGUAUUAUAGAGAAGGAAGUCUGGACAGAAAUAUGAUACAAUCUUCGCCUCAAUCAAAAUAUAGGAGAAGACCUAAUGCAAGAAGGGAACGGCAAUGGGAGAAGGACAAAGACCCUUCGGAUUUAGAUCGUCCAGGACACAGAUUGCGAAAUCGAACACCACCGCGUCUACGGUAUUCGCCUGUGCGUCAGGCUCCAGAACGGUUUCGACGAAAAUCUAGAUCGCGCUCAAGAUCUUGGUCACCGCUGAGAUCGCGAACACGAUCUAGGUCAAGGUCGGGAUCGCGUUCUAGAUCGACGUCGAGGACAAGACCGAGGAUGAGAUCGCAAUCGAGAUCGAGAAGCAGGUCUCCAUUUGACAUAAGAUCGAGAGACAAAUCUGCUUCUAUGUCAAGAUUAAGAAGCCCGGAACAUUCGUUCAGGAUGUCCGAAUUACGAUCUUCCAGAUCUCCCUCGCCCGGAAGGAGUAGGAUAAACGAAAUGGGAAGGGAGAGAACGGACGAUGACGAAAACAAAAAGUUUAACGCUUGUGGUGAAAGGGGUAGGCGUAUAGAGACUAUUGUACAGUCAGGGAUUAUGCCGGGAACAACCAUCUUGGACUCAGAAAUGAGUAUUAAUAGCAGUAUGGAUGCAGCUGUUGCGAACUUCCAAUAUCCAAAUGAAAUCGAAGGUGGAAAUGAAUAUUAUUACACAGAGAAUAAUUUGACUUACCCUCCUUGUAUAGAUGAGUCAUCUACGAGCUCACCGAAGCGUUUAUCUCUUGAUGAUAGAUUAGAAUUAGAAUUAGGUAUUAAAAAGCAACACAGCAAGGAUUCUAUUGGUGUAACUUCAGAAUAUUCUUCUAAUUUCAAUCCCAAUGUUAUUGCGUAUCCGUCUCCGCCUCCGCAACAGCAACAACAACAAAUGAUGUACAGACAGCAGCCUACAGUUGUACAGGUUGGAAAUGUUCUACAAGUAGUUCCUGCUGAUUUCAAUGGCAUGCCAUCGGCACGUCGCGAGGUAUCUGUUGCAACUGCGACCCCGCCCGUUCGAUCCGGAUCCAGUCAAGUGGUCCGCGUAGGUAACGUCCUCCAAGUAGUACCCACGUCACUAGAUUGGAGCAGCAGCAGUAACGGCGGCGGCCAGUCUUCGUCGACUGCAGAUCAAUCAAGUGGGGUUUUAUAUUCUUCAGCACACUCACCCUCGGCGCCCUCAGUCCCCAUAUCGGUACCCGUCCCUGUCCCGGUUCCAUUGCCCGUGCCACCAGCCUUACCCGCCGCGACGAAUACUCUUGUCCCCGUCGCGACUAUGUCACCCGCUACUCCACUGCCUCUAUCAUUGCCGGUACCUGUUCCUGUACCAGUCCCAAUUCCCCCCACGACAGCAGCAACGUUCCCGAGGAAUGAGGUUCAGCCACAAAAAAUAGUUCAACCUGUGUACAAUUACGAAGCUAUACUCGAGACGCGCCGUAAGGAGCAGGAAGAGCGUAAACGGUUACGCGAAUUACGCAGAAAAGAGAAAGAACGCAGGAGGAUAGAACGGAUUAAUCGACGAGCUUUGCGAUUACUAGAAAAGAAUAAUACAUCGCGACAAACGAGCGGAAUCCUGUUAGAUCACCGCAAAGGUGCGAUUGUGGAUCCGUCAGUGCUGAAGGCAUUGAAAGAAGGAGACGAACAAGCUGAAUCUUCAUCAGCCAAUCCUGUAAAAGAGGAAGAGGAGGUGGUGACAUCUAUUAAAGAAGAAGACGAAGACGCCGCCGCAGACGAAGAAGAUGAUGAUGAGGAUGAGAUUGAGGCUGAGGUGGAAGAUGACGAAGAAGAGGAAGAAGAAGCAGAGGAUGAAGAUGAGGAUGAUGAUGACGAUGAGAAACCAUUACAAAUGAUUAAUCAGCGAAUUGAAAUUGAUGAAGCGACAGCAGCGUCUGAUGCGAUUAAAGAUCAGGCGGAAAUUGAAAGUAGGAAGGAAUGGCCGGAAUUGCCACCUCCGCCAUUAAAAGGCAUAUUGGUUGUACCGGGAUUUAGAAGAGACGCUAUUCCCAAUGGUAAUUUGGAUGAUUUAUCGGAUGACAACAUCAAAGGUAGCGAUAAAGAUGAAGAAAUAGAUAAAAAUAAUGAAUGCGACAAAGACGUGGAGUCUGAUGCCAAAUCCGGUAAAUCAAAUUUAGCAAAAUUGGCAAAGAGGAACAAAAAAUCAGUUCAGUUUGCUGAUGGCGUGAAACCUGGUGAGGGGACUAGUCCCAGUGGUGGCGAAGGUGAUAUGCCUUCACCGCCUCCGCCGAAGAGUGUAGCUUUCCGCGAAGGAUUUGGAGAUUUGAGAAGGGAUAAGAUUUACAGUUCUCGAAAGAGCAGAAAGCAGGAGAAAAGAGCAAGACCACCAAAGACAAAAAAAAAGGUCAAGGUAAAGAUAAUCAAGUUGAAGAAACCACGCAUUACUCCAUUGACAGCUAUGAUGAUGGAUGAUUCUGACGAAAUGGACGACCGUUCGCCACCUCCGCCACCCCCUGGUUCUCCACCUCCGCCUCAUCUCUGGCCCAGUUAUCUUUCAAUCUACAAUACAACGGUUCGAGCCGUUGAACAACCACAAACUACGACGACAACCUUGACAUCUGUUCAAGCUCCACCACCACCGACUCCGUUGCCUCUUCUAAUCCCGCCUCCUCCGCUGAAUUAUACUAUCCAACCUUGCAGUAAAUCUUAAAUUAACGCUAGUCGUAGCGUCCAUUUUGUAAGCCAUUUUUUUUCUUAUAAAACAUAGUAAAAUAUCUGUGCGCUGGAAAUUAUAUUAGGCUGUAAAAGUGAGAACUGUACAUUGGUCUCGAAGUUGAGACUUCAAUAAUGAUAAAAGUUAAAAUGAUACCGGAGAAUAUAUUAUCAAUUGAUGUUGUAAAUAUCCUCGCAAUAUAUAAUUGUUUUUUUUUUUCGACCAAA